Messenger RNA from Loa loa (African eye worm), 438 nucleotides. RefSeq lists its product as hypothetical. NCBI's taxonomy places the organism in Eukaryota, Metazoa, Nematoda, Chromadorea, Rhabditida, Onchocercidae. Bases 1 to 438 code for a protein of 145 amino acids. The record is from RefSeq and is a predicted model, not a curated record. The transcript is spliced from 3 exons. Gene Ontology annotation, molecular function: zinc ion binding; nucleic acid binding.
AUGAGUAACAACGACUCAGACAGGUGCUACAAAUGCAACGAAAAAGGACAUUUUGCCAGGAAUUGCCCUACCCAAAUUCAGGAGGCCGUCCGACGAGGAGGUGGGGGAGAUUGUUUUAAUUGCGGGCAGUCGGGCCAUUUUGCACGAGAGUGUCCAAACCAGCGUGGUGGUGGGCGCUAUUAUGGUGGACGCGGUGGUGGACGUUCUGGCCAGAGCGAAUGCUAUCAGUGCGGUGGUUUUGGACAUUUUGCUCGAGAAUGUCCUACGGAACGUCGCGUUGGUGGUGGUGGGAGUCAGAAAUGCUAUAAUUGUGGUAGAUUUGGCCACAUUUCCCGUGAUUGCCCGGAUUUUGGUUCAGAUCAAUCGAAACGAUGUUAUAAUUGUCAGCAGAUAGGGCAUAUCAGUCGUGAAUGUCCACGCAGUGACCGCAGUGAUUAA